AUGCUCCACAACACACGAACGUUGAAAAUUGUCAAACCUCUAACUUCCUUCUCUAAAUUCGCCCUUCGGAAUGGAAAUAUCAACUCAAUUUACGCACUAUCACGAAUACCUUCACAACAUUUUCAUGGAAAUGGUUUGAAAACUGGAGUUUUUAACAAUUCCGAGACGAGGAAUUAUUGCUCGCUUCAUCUCUGGAAUGAUGGUCUCAAACUCACCACCAACCCUUUAUCAAGCAAAACUAGCAUCCAAACACUCUACCUGAAAAAUUCAAAUUUUAUAACAACGAAACGAUACUACUCCGAAGAGGUUGUAUCAUUCAGCAAGGAGGAAGAUGUCAAUGAUCCUCUCUAUGUUUCAGAAGAAGAAAAACGUCAAAAAUCAGAAAAGAUGGGAAUGUUUUAUACGUGCAAACCUUGCAAACAGAGACACUACAUUGAGUUUUCCAAACAUGCCUACAAUAAGGGAGUUGUAAUAACGCGGUGUAAGAAUUGCCAAAGUCUUCAUCUUAUUGCAGACCAUUUAGGUUGGAUUAGCGACAAUAAGAAAUCGUUGGAAGACAUGUAUGGAAAGAUUGUAAAGCAAUCGGACCUACUCAAGCAACAACAGUCAACGGAAAAGAAUGAAUAA
Messenger RNA from Naegleria lovaniensis, 627 nucleotides. RefSeq lists its product as uncharacterized. The record is from RefSeq and is a predicted model, not a curated record. Gene Ontology annotation, biological process: protein folding; protein stabilization; protein import into mitochondrial matrix. The coding region runs from base 1 to 627 and encodes 208 amino acids. Gene Ontology annotation, molecular function: protein-folding chaperone binding; zinc ion binding. Gene Ontology annotation, cellular component: mitochondrion. Lineage: Eukaryota; Heterolobosea; Eutetramitea; Acrasida; Naegleriidae. The transcript has a single exon.